AUGCCACUCUUCUAUCACGGCCCAGUGUCCCAAUCUAUGCCACUUACACCCCCUGAGACGUAUGGACACUAUAUUGACAGCGCUUAUGGUUCAAGUUCAUUUCCAACCUCACAAGCGAGCGUUUUCCACAAACAAAAACCAGCAGUGUUUUACUCCGCUCGACCGGUUGAGAUGAACGGUGCAUCCGAGCAAGUCCCUCAGAUGUUGCCAGUGCCUGUGGUACGACCGGCAUUCUUCCCGGAGGACGAUCGGCAGCAGCCAUCUUAUUUUGCGCCUUCUCAGCCUGAGGCUACCCAGCAGGCUGCCACCAGUGCUUCGCAACUACAACCUGUUAGGAUGCCGAAGCAUACAAUCAACAAAUAUCACCGAACUUCAACUUCAAAGCCUCAGCAAUCAGCUACCAAGGCAAAGGAGGAAAAGAUUGGUGGUGUUGCUGCUUACCUUGAUUACGAAAUGGGUCAGAUGACUGAUUUUGUUUCGGAGAUGGCUCAGGGAAUGUAUGACAUCUUUGUCUCCAAGAUUCAUCUUGCAGAUAUUGACAUGGCUCGAAGUGUUUUGAAUUCCACAUCCACACCAACCCGCGAAUUUCGCAAGUACGUCUUGCAAGUAUUGUCAUCGACUCGUCUUCCCAGCUCGACAAUCCUACUCGGUUUGCUAUAUCUCUCUAAGCGUAUGGUGCUUCUGUCGAGUCGUGGUCACUACAUCCAACGAUCUCAGGAUGUGUACUCAAUGCUCACGAUAGCUCUUGUCCUCGGUUCCAAAUUCUUAGAUGACAAUACCUUUCAGAACCGAUCAUGGUCAGAAGUCAGCAACAUCUCGAUCAGUGAGAUCAAUCGCCUUGAGUAUGAAUGGCUUGCUGAUAUCAAGUGGGACAUGCACAUUGACCAGGGUGAUCCUGACGGUUUUAGACUCUGGCUCAAGCAUUGGGAACAUUUCUGCGCGAGAAGGACUGACGUAUCAUUGGCUACGUCAAUGGACCAAACUCAUCUCGACAGCUCAAGCCCGACGAGUGCGCCACACAGUGCGCAAAAUUUACCUCCUCUUGAUACUCAGCUGAUCUAUUCGCGAGGGGAUGAUUUGCCAAGGGCGAAAGUCGCCUACGCCGACCAAGGUAUCUGGAAUACGGCCCAAUAUACUCAGUGGCAACAAUCGCAGGGGCGCUAUUCUCCACCUUCCGCUUCCGAAUCAGGUCCACAUACACCGGAUGCCUACGGGCUUCUCAACUCAUAUGUCUAUGGAUCCCAGAUCAUGCAGGAUAGUCUGAAAUUACCGUCGGCUCAGGGUCUACUGCCGCAUCGUCAGUCAUCGGAUUUGUCGCUUCCAUAUACCCCGCAGUAUAGCUACUAUGACGCUAGCUACUAUUGUCAGAACAACAGUUAUCGACUACGCCCAGAGGCACCCUACCUCGCCUGUGCGUAG
Messenger RNA from Bacidia gigantensis, 1419 nucleotides. RefSeq lists its product as uncharacterized. The record is from RefSeq and is a predicted model, not a curated record. Gene Ontology annotation, molecular function: protein kinase binding; cyclin-dependent protein serine/threonine kinase regulator activity. Gene Ontology annotation, cellular component: nucleus; cyclin-dependent protein kinase holoenzyme complex. Bases 1 to 1419 code for a protein of 472 amino acids. Gene Ontology annotation, biological process: regulation of cyclin-dependent protein serine/threonine kinase activity. Lineage: Eukaryota; Fungi; Ascomycota; Lecanoromycetes; Lecanorales; Ramalinaceae. The transcript has a single exon.